CACGCCUGUGGCCACCGCCAAGAACAUGCCUGGGGACAGCGCGGACCUGUUUGGAGACGGCGCGGCGGACGAAGGCGGGGCCGCCAACGGGCGCCUGUGGAGGACAGUGAUCAUCGGGGAGCAGGAGCAUCGCAUCGACCUGCACAUGAUCCGGCCCUACAUGAAGGUUGUCACCCACGGAGGGUACUACGGCGAGGGUCUCAACGCCAUCAUUGUCUUUGCCGCCUGCUUUCUGCCGGACAGCAGCCUCCCCGACUACCACUACAUCAUGGAGAACCUCUUCCUGUACGUCAUCAGCAGUCUGGAGCUCCUCGUGGCCGAGGACUACAUGAUCGUGUACCUGAACGGCGCCACGCCACGACGGAGGAUGCCCGGCAUCGGCUGGCUGAAGAAAUGCUACCAGAUGAUAGAUCGGAGAUUGCGGAAAAACCUGAAGUCCCUGAUUAUCGUCCACCCCUCGUGGUUUAUCCGGACGGUGCUGGCGAUCUCCCGGCCCUUUAUCAGCGUCAAGUUCAUCAACAAGAUCCAGUACGUGCACAGCCUGGAAGACCUUGAGCAGCUCAUCCCCAUGGAACACGUCCAGAUCCCGGACUGCGUCCUGCAGUACGAAGAGGAAAGGCUGAGGGCCAGGAGAGAGAGUGCAAGGCCCCCGCCAGAGUUUGUCCUGCCCAGGUCUGAAGAGAAGCCAGAGGCGGCGUCAGCUGAGAUCAGAUCUGCUUCAGAAACAGACGAUCAGGAAACAAG
This is a messenger RNA of Carlito syrichta (Philippine tarsier), 744 nucleotides long. It is a transcript of the gene ATCAY, whose product is annotated as ATCAY, caytaxin. The transcript is spliced from 8 exons. The annotation marks the transcript as partial. The record is from RefSeq and is a predicted model, not a curated record. Lineage: Eukaryota; Metazoa; Chordata; Mammalia; Primates; Tarsiidae. Gene Ontology annotation, biological process: apoptotic process. Gene Ontology annotation, cellular component: cytoplasm.